Molecule: messenger RNA, 762 nt
Organism: Cucumis sativus (cucumber)
Lineage: Eukaryota; Viridiplantae; Streptophyta; Magnoliopsida; Cucurbitales; Cucurbitaceae
Product: protein E6
Exons: 1
Coding region: 1-762 (253 amino acids)
Source: RefSeq, a predicted model, not a curated record
AUGGCAGCAGCUUCAGCUUCCGCUACUUUCAAGUUCAACCAUCUCUCCUUCUCCUUCUUCUUCUUCUUCCUUCUCCUUAUCUCCUCUGUUCAAAUUGAAGCUAGAGUCAACAAAUUCUUCAGUAAAUUCAUUCAUACAGAUCACGAGGUUGUUCCCAACACACUUUCCCCGGCGCCCCUCUCUGUUCCGCCUGAGACUUCUCCAUCUCUUGCACCGACACCGGCUCCUGCGCCAUUUUUCGACGAAUCCCAGAAUGCUUACGGUCUAUACGGCAGUGAUCCCGAUGCCGAUGAAAACACUCGGACGAUUACCGACGUGGAAGAGGAGAUUCUCGGAGGAGAAGGCGAUCAGGACGAGGGGAAUGACAAAUCUGGGUUUCCGAUGAACAAUUUUGUUGAAACGAGAAAUGAGGAGGAGCAGUACCAGAACAAGAACUAUGAGAACAACAAUGGGUUUAGAAAUUCCGAGUACGAUAACCGCAAUGAGUACAGAAAUUCGGAGUACGAGAACAAUAACAAUGAGGGUAGAAAUUACGAGGACCAGAGGAAUUUUGAAGAGGGCGGGUACAGGAGGAGCCGAUUCGAACCGACAGAGCAGGAAGGGAUGAGCGAUACCAGAUUCAUGGAGAAUGGAAGGUAUUUUCAUGACAUUAACUCGAGGAAUGAUGAAGAAAAUGGAUCGUACGGAAGUAAGAAGAAGUAUCCAAAGUACGAGUUCGAUUCAAUGGAGGAGUAUGAGAGGAGUGAGGGAUUGCUUCCUUGA